AUGACGACCUCCGCAAUCUUCGAAAAGCUGGCAUUGCACGUAUCAGGCAAACAUAUGGUCCCUGCUUUACCCGCCUUCAUCUACGGGACAGCAUGGAAAAAGGAAGCAACGGCUGAUCUCGUCUAUCAGGCCCUUUGCAACGGUUUCACGGCCAUUGAUACCGCCGCUCAACCCAAGCACUACCGAGAAGAUCUGGUCGCGGCGGGUAUAUCAAGAGCAAUCAAAGAUGACAAGGUCAAGCGGUCUGAAAUUUACAUCCAGACCAAGUUCACCAGCGUGGCAGGCCAAAAUCCAGAGAACAUGCCAUACGACCCCAAGAGCCCGCUUCCAGAGCAAGUGAAUGCCUCGGUCAUCUCGUCCCUCAAGAACUUCAAUUUUGCACAUGUAGUCGAGGGAGACGACACGGCGGAGCCCUACAUUGAUACGCUCGUUCUACAUUCACCCAUGCCGACCAUCAGCGAGACCUUGGAAGUCUGGCAGGCACUGGAGCAGUAUGUGCCCGACAAGAUUCGAAACCUGGGCAUUUCCAACUGCGACCUGUUCACAUUAAUGGACAUCUACGAGCGUGCCCGCAUCAAGCCAAGCGUGGUUCAGAAUCGCUUUUACCCAAGCACCAAAUAUGACAUUGGAGCGCGUCAAUUCUGUAGGGAGAAGAACAUCAUCUAUCAAAGCUUCUGGACACUGUCGGCCAACCCGAACCUCGUCGGGUCGAAAGAGGCAGGCCGUUUGGCAAACCAGCUGGGCAUCAGUCCCCAGUCGGCCCUGUACUGUCUGGUGCUGGGACUGGGGAAUGUGACCGUCCUCAACGGGACCAAGAGUGCUCAGCAUAUGCAGGAGGACUGGAGAGCUGUGACGGUGGUGAAGGAGUUCGCGCAGUCUCACCCUGAAGAAUGGGACAAGACAAUGACAGGUUUCCGAAAACUGAUCGGGCAGCCGAAGCCCUAG
Molecule: messenger RNA, 945 nt
Organism: Cladophialophora psammophila CBS 110553
Lineage: Eukaryota; Fungi; Ascomycota; Eurotiomycetes; Chaetothyriales; Herpotrichiellaceae
Exons: 1
Coding region: 1-945 (314 amino acids)
Cellular component (GO): cytosol
Molecular function (GO): aldose reductase (NADPH) activity
Source: RefSeq, a predicted model, not a curated record